Fulvia fulva is the source of this 3390-nucleotide messenger RNA. RefSeq names its product [NU+] prion formation protein 1. Gene Ontology annotation, molecular function: ATP binding; ATP hydrolysis activity. NCBI's taxonomy places the organism in Eukaryota, Fungi, Ascomycota, Dothideomycetes, Mycosphaerellales, Mycosphaerellaceae. Bases 1 to 3390 code for a protein of 1129 amino acids. The transcript has a single exon. The record is from RefSeq and is a predicted model, not a curated record.
AUGCCGCACCACGAGUCGCCUCCGCUGCCGCCCAUUAUGGUGGCCAGCAAGACCGCCGCUCCGUCUCCUGACGACGUCGCCCACAUCACCAACACGAUAUAUACCUCAAAGACGUCGCAAGAGUCUCUCGACGCCGCGUAUGCGCUCACCGACCUGCUUCUGAACAGCGUGGGCUUCCGGGGUCUGACAGCAUAUGGCAUUCUGCCUGGCAUCGUAAAGGCUGCCGCCGACAAGAAAAAGACUGAGAAGAGGGAGGGCGCCAUGUUCGCGCUCGGCGCCAUUUUCGAGCGCUUCCCACCGAAGGCGAGACUGAGUGAGGCAAUAUUCUUGGUGCAAGAGACGGACUUGGUGAAGGUGGCCCUGGAUGCACUCGCAGAUCGUCAGUCCUCUGUGAAGGAGGGUGCGCGAUAUGCCUUGGACGCCUUGUACGGACAUCUCUCCCCCGAAGCCAAGGUGUCUGGUCUUUUGCCGCUACUGCAGCAAUACAUUCGCAAGAACACUGGCAAAUGGCAGGGUGCAGUCGGUGCAUUCGAGCUCAUUGGCCGCAUGGCCGACGAUGCGAAGAUGGGCAUGGAAAGCGUCGAGGUCGAGCAGAACAAGGACGUCCUUCGUGAAGCCAUGGGCAGGAAGCUUUCCGCGCUCAUCCCGAUAGUCGAGGCUGGCAUGCACGAUUUGAAGUCAGAGGUUACCAAGCAGGCCAUCAAGGCCAUGAAUAGCUUGACCGAGCUGCUACAGAACGACGACGUGGCACCGCGGUUGCCACUGUUGGUAAAGAGCAUAGAGGACCCCAGCACAGAGGCACAAAGAAAAGCCAUACACGCACUCAGCCAGACUACGUUCGUCACUGAAGUCACCGCCCCGGUGCUUGCUAUGCUGACUCCGAUCCUGGAGCGAGUAUUGAACUCGCCUACAACCACUCAGGAAGUACUGCGACAGACCGCUGUCGUGGUCGAGAACUUGACCAAGCUGGUGCAGGACCCCAUCGAGGCUCGUGCGUUCUUGCCAAAGUUGCAGCCAGGUAUCAAGGCCAUUCGUGAUCGUGCCUCGCUGCCAGAAGUGCGUGACAUUGGCCAGAGAGCACUGGAUGUCAUGCUCAAAGCUAUGGGUGAAAUGACCAACGGCGAUGCAAAGACGAAGGAGGCUAUCGCCCGCACGUCGGCGGAGGAGGUCUCGACUGUCAUCGACCGUGAGAUCAAGCAGAAUGGUGGAUUACUGGACUACCCUGGCGACUCCGACGUCUGGACGCACGCCAAGCCGUAUGUUUCAGAGAUGGUCGCAGAGGUUUGCGGUCAACGACUACUCCAGCGUGUCGAGAAGAACAUUGUCCCAUAUUUGCAACCUCUACUUGAUGAUGGCAAAGCACAAUCCGUUGCAGAAGGUGUUCAUAAGCACUUUGUAGCAGAAGAUGAGCGCAAGUAUGGAGCUCCUCCGAAGGAAGACGAUGGCGAAAUUGAGAUCGUCAACGCCAACUUCUCGCUCGGAUAUGGUGGCAUGCUAUUGCUUUCGCGUACUAACCUCCGUCUGCUCAAGGGUCACAGAUACGGCCUCUGCGGCCGUAAUGGUUGCGGCAAGUCUACACUGAUGCGUUCCAUCGCAAACGAUAAGCUCGAUGGUUUCCCACCUCAGGACGUGGUCAAGACAUGCUUCGUUGAGCACAACCAGGGUGAAGACGCCGACAUCACUAUCUUGGAGUACUGUCUCAAGGAUCCACAGCUCCAGGGCGAAGGCCAGGAGCGCAUUUCGGCUGUCCUGGAAGAGGUCGGCUUUACGGCCGGUCCAGAAGGUAGACAGUCACAGAAAGUGGGUAGUCUGUCAGGAGGAUGGAAGAUGAAGCUAGCAUUGGCUAGAGCCAUGUUGAUGCGCGCAGAUGUCUUCUUGCUGGACGAGCCGACUAACCACCUGGAUGUUGGCAACGUGAAGUGGCUGCAAGAGUAUUUGAAGUCGCACACCGAGAUCACUUCUCUGAUUGUCUCUCACGACUCUGGAUUCCUUGACGAGGUGUGCACAGACGUUUACAAUUACGAAAACAAGCGACUGGUACACUACAAGGGUAACCUCGCAGACCUGGUCAAGGUCCGUCCAGAGGCAAAGGCAUACUACACCCUGAGCGCGUCGCAGGUUCAGUUCAAAUUCCCACCACCCGGUAUUUUGACCAGUGUCAAGUCGAACACUCGUUCGAUCCUACGAAUGACGAACUGCAACUAUACAUACCCAGGAGCAUCGAAGCCAAACUUGAAGAACGUUAGCGCUCAGCUGAGCUUGAGCAGCAGGGUAGCCAUCAUCGGACCCAAUGGAGCCGGCAAGUCGACUUUGAUUAAGGUGUUGACUGGCGAGGUCAUCCCGCAGGAAGGCAAGGUGGAGAAACAUCCUAACCUGCGUAUUGGCUACAUCAAGCAGCACGCCCUCGAACACGUGGAGAUGCAUCUCGAGAAGACCCCUAAUCAAUACCUUCAGUGGCGUUAUGCCAAUGGUGACGACCGAGAGGUGCUCAUGAAGCAGACUCGUGUGCUCACUGCAGAAGACAAGGCACAAAUGGAGAAGUUCAUCAACAUCGGCGAUGGCAAAGGCGCGCGACAGGUCGAGGCUUUGAUUGGUCGUCAGAAGUACAAGAAGAGUUUCCAGUACGAAGUCAAGUGGGUUGGCUGGCUGCCCAAGCACAACACUAUGAUCUCGCGCGAAACCCUGAUGGAGCAAGGCUACCAGAAGCUAAUCCAAGAGUUUGAUGAUCACGAAGCAAGCAGAGAAGGUCUCGGUUUCCGCACAUUGGAGCCAAAGGUCAUCUCGAAGCACUUUGAGGACGUCGGUCUCGACCCUGAGAUUGCUGACCACAACGAGAUCAGUGGUCUUUCUGGAGGGCAGAAGGUCAAGGUUGUCUUGGCAGGUGCCAUGUGGAAUAACCCUCAUCUGCUCGUUCUCGACGAGCCUACCAACUUCCUGGACCGGGACUCUCUAGGUGGUCUUGCUGUCGCUAUUCGCGACUGGAAGGGUGGUGUUGUCAUGAUUUCUCACAACGAAGAGUUUGUUGGCGCUUUGUGCCCUGAACAGUGGCAUGUCAAUGAUGGUCAGCUCACACAGAAGGGACAUCUCGCGAUCAGCAUGGACCGCUUCGAGGACUCUCGACCCGGCUCUUCGCUCAACUCCUCUGCCGCGCCGAGCACAGUCGCCAGUUCAGUAGUGUCAAGUGCGGCCGCUACGCCAUCGGGAAGUGGCGCACAGUCAGAAACCGAGGGCGGCAAAGACGAUAUGAAGUUCAGAUCGAGGAAGAAGAAGAAGAUGACGAAGAAGGACAAGAAGGAGCAAGAGGUGAGAAGACGUCUGAGGCACAUCGAGUGGCUCAACUCACCGAAGGGCACACCUCACCCGGUAGACAGCGACGCAGAAGAAGAAUAA